Molecule: messenger RNA, 2475 nt
Organism: Lates calcarifer (barramundi perch)
Lineage: Eukaryota; Metazoa; Chordata; Actinopteri; Centropomidae
Gene: nfkbid
Product: NF-kappa-B inhibitor delta
Exons: 13
Coding region: 132-1499 (455 amino acids)
Biological process (GO): regulation of gene expression
Cellular component (GO): nucleus
Molecular function (GO): protein binding
Source: RefSeq, a predicted model, not a curated record
GGGGCGGUGAUGGGGAACAACGUGUGCUCUGUGUGUACAAGCAGCGGCGGUAAGACAACAAGAAGUCAGUAACAAGAUUGGUGGCUCAGAGGACGACCUGUUGAGAACUUCACAGCAAAACCGUUUCUGACAUGCACUUUGAUAAAUCGCCAAAGGAGAAGCCGUGUUGCACUCUGCCCACAGUGAAGAAACUCUUGGAGGAGAAGAGAAGGCGUGAGACGUCCUCUGUGCCACCUUCCUGCACUACGGCAAGCACCAGCCCUGUCCCUACAAAUACUGUUACAGUGUCCGCACCAGAGCUAUUUACCUGUACAGGUGCAUCAAGCAGCUACUCAGACAUGGCAGUGAGCUAUGAGCAGUGGCCCCCGGCACCAGACCCAACACUCAGUUACUACCCCAGCCACCCAGGACCCAGCUAUGCCUACAGCCACCCAAUGACAUCUGAAUAUGGCACACAGCAGCAAGUCCAAGGCUUUGGAGAUACAAUGUCUCAGACAUACGAGUGCCAGAUGACAGUUGCAAACCCCAAUAUAGUUUCAUCCUGGUCAAUUCUGGGUCCUGAUCAGACCCCACAGCUGAGUUUUGGCUCAUCAAUGGAUGCCAGCAAACUGGAAGAGGCCAGGAUGCUGCUCAGAGGGAUGGAUUACAGCAGAGCCACCGGGCAGGAUGAAGACGGAGACACCAUCCUGCACAUCUACACUGCCAAGGGACUGAGGGAGUGUGCCUUCGCUGCUGCGGAGAGGCUGAGGGAUGUGGGGAGACUUGAUGCCAAAGAGCACAAGGGAAAGACUGCUUUACUGGUGGCAGUGACGGCAAACCAGGCGGAGAUUGUGCAAGACCUUCUAUCGUUAGGGACGGACAUCAAUGCUUGUGAUGUUAAAGGACAAACUGCCCUUCAUCUGGCUGCCCACUAUGGCUUCCCUGGGGUUCUGCAGGCAAUUCUGUCUAGCAGGCCUGCUGUCAACCUGGAGGCCCGCAAUUUUGAAGGUAUGACACCCCUGCACUGUGCAGCCAUUUCUCACAGUGUUACCAUGAAGGCUUUUUCUGCCAGUGGGCUGGCAGAUGUUAGCCUUCAAACCAAGGUGGGGGAGAAGCUCUCCUGUGUGCAGUUGCUGCUCAAUGCAGGGGCAUCCCUGCGCAGCCAGGAAAUCAAAAGUAACAAGACCGUGUUGCACUUGGCUGUGAAGGAGGGGAACAUUGAUCUGGUGCGAUAUCUGCUGAGGAUUCCCCUGCCGAACAUGAAAGACUUUGUCAACAUGAAAGCUCACGGUCACACAGCUUUACACAUGGCAGCUGGUCUCCAUGGUAACCCCCACCAGGAGGAGAUCCUGCGGCUGCUGCUGAGCGCAGGAGCUGAUCCCAGUAUCCGCAACCUGGAGAACGACCAACCAGCUCACCUGCUGCAGAGCGGCCUCCAGGGAGAGCAGCUCAAACUGAUGCUGAAAAAACGAAGUGCUUCCUCACGUCGACGUAACAUGUCCUUGCAGGACCAGGAAUGAUUUAAAUCACUUGUAAUCCCCAUUUGGAGGGAAUGAGUCUUUAUGAUGUUUCCUCUGUUGACAAGGGGAUAUACAGUUUACUGUUAUGAGGUUCUGGGAGUCUGUGACCUAUAUAUUGUUCACAAUCUAGUUUGGCAAAUUAAUCUAGAUAUAAUUCACAUUGGAUUAGACAAAAACGACUGCUUUAAUGCAUAAAGCUUAAAAUAUCUCUGAUCUAGUGUCUGUAAAAUGUAGUGCUUUAUUUAUUUAUCUACGCACGGGCUCAAAUAUCAACGUGUAGGUGAAGUAUUUAAUUCCAAAAUAUGAUAUAGACUCCAUCGAGCCUUUUGACUCGAAAAUGCUCCUGCUGUUGCUGACAAAUUGUUUUAAAAUUUCUGGCUAAUAGACAUUUUGUAUCAAUGUAUUUAUUCUUGUCGAAAACUGAUAUUGAUCAUUUAGAAAUGAAAACCUUCAAAGGAACUGAAAUGAAGAGCAUUAGUUAUCUUUAAAAAAACAGAAGGUACAAAGGCUGCUGCAGAAGGUGGAGUGACAUUCAUUUUCUGAUCAGGCCACACUCCCAGUUUUAUGUUGAUUUCUAUGAAAUCGUUAGUAUGAACCCUGGGACAAUGUCCCUGAAACCCCUCUGACUCUCUUGUCAAAAGCCCCCAUCAUGAUAAGUUAUCAUAUUGAUACACUGAGUGAUGGUUUUGACUUCAGUCAGCAUGUGUGCUUAUGUUAAGAAUGUGUAAGUUUAAAAAAAAGAAUCAGUCCUAUAAUUUAACUCUGUCUGUAUGCAUCAUACUUACAUGUGUAAGCUCUGGUAAUGUUUUCUUUAUGGAAAAAAAGAACUUUACUGUGUAAAACCUUUAUGUAUUUGAAACUGAACAAAGAAUGUUCCUUAUCACAAAGACAUUACAUAAGUAAGUGUGGUGACAAAUUGUCUGACUAACUGUACAUUUUAGUCAUGAGUCAUGAAUAAAAGUACAACAACACUGCA